CGGCAGCCGAGAGGCGGCACCUGGGUCCUUCCCCCGUCUCCAUCACCCCGCGGCUGCCGUGGAACGGCCGAGCGGAGCGGAGAGGGGUGAGGUCUUUACUACUGUGCUGGCUCACCCAAAAUGUCCAUAGAAUAAUGGAAGCCCCUGAAUACCUUGAUUUGGAUGAAAUAGAUUUUAGUGAUGAUAUAUCGUAUUCUGUAACUUCUCUCAAGACCAUCCCAGAAUUGUGUAGAAGGUGUGAUUCACAAAAUGAAGACAGAUCAGUUUCCAGCAGCAGCUGGAACUGUGGAGUCUCAGCUCUUAUCGGCAAUGCACAGAAACCAACAGGAAUUGCAGAUGUGUGCAAUAAAUUCAGACCAGUGAAGAGGGUUUCCCCAUUAAAGCAUCAGCCAGAAAGCUCUGAGAACAAUGAAAGUGAUGACCAGAAGAACCAGAAGGGAGAAUAUCAGAAAGGCAAUGACUCUCAAUCUGCACCUCCAAGUGAUGACCAGAGUCCAGGAGAAGGAGAGAGCCUUAAAAGCAAAAACAUUGAGCCCGCUGUUCUGCUUGGGGAGCUGGAGCACUAUGACCUGGAUAUGGAUGAAAUUUUGGAUGUGCCUUAUAUUAAAUCAAGCCAGCAACUUGUUCCUUUUACAAAGGUAGCUUCUGAGAAAAAACUUUUGGGUGUGUGUUCAACAGUGAAUGGUCUUAGCAGCAAGACCUGCUCUGCAGCGAACACAGAGAGCUCGCCUGCCAGCAGCACACAGUUCUGUGUGCUGUCUCCAGUGAAAGGCUCUCAGCUGAGAAAAACCCAGCCCAUUGUCCUUGAUCAGCACAAGCAUUUAACAGAAGAAUUAGAGCUUUCCCAGCCUGUAGUGAAGUGUAGCUCAGUCCAUGAAUCUGAAGCCCGGGGUAAGGGCUUCCUCAGCAGGACAUUUGUUAAUCCUCAUGCUCACAAAACUGAGAAGACUGUGCCAAACUGCCACCUGAGAACUUUCCAUCUGCAGACAGCAGUGGCAGAAAACAAGCAGCUAGAGGAACUGAGUAUGAACUGGAGCAGUGUAGGGGGCCCAGAAGAGAGGAGCGAAGAGGUGAAAAAAAUUAAGAGCAUCUUAAACAUUGUAAAGGAAGGCCAAAUAUCUUUACUGCCACAUUUAGCGGCAGAUAAUCUGGAUAAGAUCCAUGAUGAGUAUGACAACAAUCUGUUGCAUGUAGCAGCAUCAAAGGGACAUGCAGAAUGCCUGCAGCAUCUCACUUCUUUGAUGGGUGAAGACUGUUUGAAUGAACGAAACAUUGAGCAGCUAACUCCAGCUGGAUUAGCAAUAAAGAAUGGCCAGCUGGAGUGUGUUCGAUGGAUGGUGAGUGAAACAGAAGCUAUUGCAGAACUAAGUUGCUCAAAAGACCACCCAAGCCUUAUUCAUUAUGCGGGUUGCUAUGGCCAGGAGAAAAUCCUUCUGUGGCUUCUUCAGUUCAUGCAAGAACAGGGGAUUUCACUGGAUGAAGUUGACCAGGAUGGAAAUACUGCUGUUCACAUAGCUGCUCAACAUGGCUAUCUAGGAUGCAUACAGACAUUGGUUGAAUAUGGAGCAAAUGUCACCAUGCAAAACCACGUGGGAGAGAAACCCUCACAAAGUGCUGAGCGACAUGGGCACACCAUGUGUUCCCGCUACUUGGUAGUUGUGGAGACAUGUAUGUCAUUGGCCUCUCAGGUGGUCAAGCUAACUAAGCAGCUGAAGGAGCAGACGGUGGAACGUGUUACAUUACAGAACCAACUCCAGCAGCUUUUAGAAGCCCAGCGGUCAGAGGGCAAGUCACUGCCCACGUCUCCAAGCUUACCAUCAUCUCCUGCUUCUGGCAAACCCCCAUGGAAACCAUCUGAAGCUGAUGAAUUGUCUCCACCAAAAAGUAAAUUGAACACCCAAGAUGGGAUUCAGAUUCUUGGCAGCUUGGGAACUUCUAGUCGCACUCGAGCCAAGACAAAAGAUGAGGACUCAGAUAAAAUCUUGCGCCAGUUGUUGGGGAAGGAAAUCUCUGAAAAUGUCUGUAUGCAGGAAAAGCUGACUUUGGAAUUUCAGGAUGCUCAUGCAUCCUCCAAGAACGUGAAGAAGAUUUUGCCAGAGAAAAGGGAGCUGAAGUUAGCCAGACUGAGGCAACUGAUGCAGAGGUCGCUCAGCGAGUCUGACACAGACUCAGCUAAUUCUGAGGACCACAAGAACACCCCUAUGAAAAGAACUGACAAACCAAGGCCUCAGCCCAUAGUGGAGAGUGUUGAGAGCACAGAGAGUUUGCACCUGAUGAUUAAGAAACAUACUUCCGCAGGGGGACGCCGCUUCCCUUUUGGUAUCAGGGUCUCCAAGUCUGUGGAUGGCCACAGUCCUUCCCCUACUUCAGAGAGCAGUGAUCCAGAUAAUGAAGCACCCUAUCAGCCUGGUGCCAUACCUCAGAGCCAGUUUUGUGGAGACAACUCUCCAUCCAGCAUGGAUGCUGCUCAAAAGGUUGCCACCAGCCCUAAGAGUGCUCUCAAGUCUCCGUCUUCAAAGCGCAGAACCUCCCAAAAUUUGAAACUCCGAGUAACUUUCGAGGAGCCUGUGGUGCAGGUGGAGCUAGCAGAACCAGAACUAAAUGAGGAAAAGGAUAAAGACCGGGGCAAAGGGCUUGCUCGGGCUCCACCUGCUUCUGGCGAGACAGCAGGGGAUCAGCUGAAAAAGCCUUUUGGAACCUUUCGGUCCAUAAUGGAGACACUGAGUGGCAACCAAAAUAACAACAACAACUGUCAAACAGCAAACCUAAUCAAAACCUCAUCGACACUGCCUUUUACCUCAUUAGGAAGGAAGACGGCAGACAGCAAGGGAAAUCCAGCAGCUCUCACAAAAGGAAAAAACAAGCCAGGUCCUUACUUCAACUACACCAGUCUUUCGUCUAGCAUGCUGAAUGAAGAACUUCUGUGUAACUAUGCUUGCAAAUUGGUUCCUGUCAUUAGUCUGCUGCAUGCUGCCCUGUAGCCUGUGAAAUUUAAAUAACUGAAGAACAUCACCAUCAUGUGCCCUACAAGCCCUUCGGCACUAUGUGGAUUUUCCCUGGAUGGUCUGGAGAGCCUGUGUAAUUACCAUUUCAGAGCUGGUCUGAAAAGAACCUUUCUGGAAAAUAGUACGGUGUUUAGUGUUUAAAACCUUUAUAGAUUGUUUUAUGGGGGGGUGUUAUAUUUCUGGACAUAGUCCCUAGCCCACUAUGACUCUAGACUCUUAUGUAGCAAAUUUUAUUAGCAUCUUCUGAGAUCUGAAGUCAUUAUGCAAAAAUCUACCUUGAGUCAGAUGACAUUCCUACCCACCAGUUUCCAGCUUCUUUUUCUUCAGCUUCUGUUUAUUUCAUUUGUUUUAUUUUUUCAUUCAAAAUACCAAAGUAAUUCAAGGCUUUGUAGCUUACUUUUUCAAAUUGGUCACAGCUUAUUACUAAGGGAUUGUAUUACAUUUUCUAAUGUCCUUUUAAAAUUUUAUACACCCGAUUUUUCUCAAAGCCCUAGGGUAAGUUUUGGAUAUGCAGGAUGGGUUGAGUUAUUUUUUCCCCUUUUGGAAGGAUUGGCUAGUUUCUUGCAUGUUACAACUCCAAGCAAAUGCUUGUAGUUUUUUCCAUCUUGUAUGUAUGCCAAUGGACAGUUCCUUCUCACACUUUAAAUCAUCUGAGAUCUACAGUAUAUUAAAGUAAACACAAACUCAACAUAUCAAUACAAAACCCUUAGCUGCAGCUAUAAACAGCAAAAAUUGCUUCAUACAUCAGGGACAAUCAGCAGAAUCUACCAUCAGGUUGCUGUCAGAUGGUAAACUGGGCAUACUUCUAAAAUAAGUGUGUGUGGAUCUCACCUAACAGAUAUCCCACUGCCAGGCAUAGCGCUGGAUAAAUUGCAACUUCAGAUAUAUACUCUAGAAAAAGGAUGCUUAUCUGAAUAACUAAUAAAAUAGUUACCAUUUGAACUACUAAAGUAUAAAAUCAAUAUUAGAGUAAUUUAGGCCUUGUCCCAGACAAUUUACAGUUGUUGUGUUGUGAGCUGUUAUGAUCAUCCUGUUACAUGAGGGGAUAUUUAGUAUUUUAUGUGGUGACACAGGCACCAGAAGAUAUUAGAAAUUUCGUUAGUAGUUAGUAAUAUUGGUAAUAUGUUUGCUUCAGCUCAGCAGGCACUGUUGUAAAAGGCAUGUCUGUUCAACACUGUAACCUACAAACACCUGCAUUAGCUAAAAAUGAUCCUCUUUGAGGUCACAGUGCAACUGUAGACCUGCAGAACAGUGUCUUCGGAGUGCCUAGUGAGCCCAUACAUGGGGGACUCCUCCACAGGGUCUUUCAGCACUACAAGUCUAAGCUAAUGAAGUACUUAAUUGGUGCAAAUUAUCUUAGACUUAGAAAGCAUCCCUUAAAAAAGCUCCAUGGUUAACACUAAACAUACUUAAUAACAGCAGUGCAUGUUAAGAGCCAAAAAGUUAGGCGCUACUCUUUUAGCUCCUCAAACCCAGUCCUACAAAUUCUACCUCCCCUAGUUCAAUUCUAUCUUCUGCUCUUGCUUUGGGUAUGUGGCAACAGCAAUUUAGAUGAAUUAAGGGGAUUUUAAAACAAAAUGAUCCCUUAUGCCCUCUUAUCAGGACCCACGGCUAUGGUCCCUGAGAAGGACAGCUUCUGUUAAAUCCUGAAAUAACCAUGAGGUUAUCUAAGCAUCCUAAGUAUCAGUCUCUUGGGGAUAUUUGGGUUUUUGUGGUGAUUAUAGACUGGAAUAAAGCUAUUCUGCUUUGUAAGAAUUAGGGUCACAAGAUAUGUGAGUUGAAGGCUAACAUUUUAUACACAUACUCUUACCUUUUGCUGUGGGUUUUAAAUCUCCUGCUGGUAUCUGUCCUUUGCAGCAACAAAGGAGUUUUACUGUUCUGCUGUAAUAACUAAAAAUGAGCCUUUUAACCUGUUUGAAAGUUGCUGUGGGCUGGAUGCUAAGUCAAAAAUCCUUCAGCUGGAAGGUUAAUUGAAGAGAGAGGGAAACAUACUGGGGAUUAAGGACAAGGGCAUAUGAAAGGAGGUGAAGAAACGGAGUGUUACAAAUGUUUAGUGUUUAAUUUUUCUACUUUAAUUGGCAAGCUAUCAUCUGAGUCUUAUACACAAUAGAUGAAUCUAAGAUUAUUUAAUUUAAUUUAAAUUUACUCAGUGUGGAGAUGAAGAUGCACUGUAAAGAAAUAAUCCUUAUCUAUGUGUCUACUAAUAUUAAUGAUUUUAAUGGAUAUUUUACUUAAAUCACAGUGUUAAAAGAGAUAUAGGGACCAUAUCAGAAAUUGAAUUACUGCUUGCCAGUUUUCCUGUGGCCUUUGCCAUCAUGUUCUACUUACGCAGACA
Messenger RNA from Strigops habroptila (Kakapo), 5340 nucleotides. It is a transcript of the gene SNCAIP, whose product is annotated as synuclein alpha interacting protein. The record is from RefSeq and is a predicted model, not a curated record. The transcript is spliced from 12 exons. Gene Ontology annotation, molecular function: ubiquitin protein ligase binding. The coding region runs from base 135 to 2981 and encodes 948 amino acids. NCBI's taxonomy places the organism in Eukaryota, Metazoa, Chordata, Aves, Psittaciformes, Psittacidae.